Messenger RNA from Clupea harengus (Atlantic herring), 432 nucleotides. Its product is annotated as hemoglobin subunit alpha-1-like. The record is from RefSeq and is a predicted model, not a curated record. Gene Ontology annotation, cellular component: hemoglobin complex; haptoglobin-hemoglobin complex; blood microparticle. Gene Ontology annotation, biological process: hydrogen peroxide catabolic process; oxygen transport. Gene Ontology annotation, molecular function: organic acid binding; oxygen binding; haptoglobin binding. NCBI's taxonomy places the organism in Eukaryota, Metazoa, Chordata, Actinopteri, Clupeiformes, Clupeidae.
AUGAGCCUUACAGCUAAGGACAAAGCACUGGUGAAAUCUUUCUUCACCAAAAUCGCACCGAAGGCGGAGGACAUCGGUAAUGAGGCGCUGUCCAGGACCCUCUUCGUCUUUCCCCAGACGAAGACCUACUUCUCCCACUGGAAAGACGUGAGCCCCGGGUCUGCCGCUAUCCGUAAGCAUGGAUUGACUGUCAUGACAGGCUAUAUGGAUGCUGUUGAGAAAAUAGAUGAUAUCGCGAACGGCCUUCUCACCCUGAGCGAGCUGCAUGCCUUCACGCUGCGUGUGGAUCCUGCCAACUUCAAGAUCAUAACCCACAAUGUGCUUGUGGUGAUGGCAAUGUUUUAUCCCGAGGACUUCACCCCCGAAGUGCAUGUGGCUUGUGACAAGUUCUUUGGCAAAGUUAACCUGGCUUUGUCCGAGAAGUACCGUUAA